AGUCAAUGAAGGUUCUAUGCGACAGGCUGGAUUCUGUGACUUCAUGGAUUUUCGCUACAGGUUGCGGUGCGCUGCGUGUACAACCAUGCGGCGUCUACCCGCCUCAUGAAAGUGCUAUACUCAUACUCGGUGCUCAUCAAGGGCUGGGUAGAAGUGCAGCAUUGCGAUUCUCAGAAUUGGGGUACACCGUCUUUGCCCUCUUCCCGAAUGAAAUGAGGCAGGAGGACGAAGGCAUUUCAGAUGUUGCCGCGCUUCUCUACAUCUGGCAUAACCGCAAAGAACGAUCGCGUACGAUACCAUGGGGAGUCGUGGCGCCCAUGUCAUUGGAUGUUUGGUCAGCUUCGCAGCGGAACCGGGUCCGUGAAACCAUCCAGGCUUUCUGCUCCGAAUACGACCUCCAUCUAGUAUCGCUCAUACUGUGUGGCACACCAGGCGCCACACAGCAAUCAGCAGAUUUCCUUCUGGCUCAUUCGGUACCCGUAGGUAAAUGCGAGGCCGUCGGAUUCUGGUACUGUCCUGCUGUGGUCAAGAUAGACGAUACACAUCCCUUUAGUUCGGCCCUCGAACAGGCUCGCCUCGCGACUGCUCGUAGCCUAGCCAGGAUGCUCCAACCCACAAACAUACGGGUGACCACUCUCAUCGUGGGCUUAUGGGAUCUGUCUCUGGUGAAAUGUGACUCAAGUUCGCAUGAUCGAGAAUUGAGGCAGAUUCAUCGUGUUCAACCCCGCGGACCCAUCCGUUCAUCGGCUUUCUUGGACAAAUUUACCGUCGGUGACAGUGAAGUCCUAUCGGCAUUGCAAGAAAUCGUGUGCGCCAGGCAUCCCAAGUACCUAUAUCUUGUCGGUCUCUAUGCACACUUCUGGUCAUUAAGCACGAUGACUCCUGUAGCAGUGAAUCUGGCGAUGAACUGGCUGAUCAGCGAGAUACUUCAUCUAUGUAUUCGCGCGUAGAAGUGGUGAAAUACUGCACUCACUUUCUAGAUAGUCAGGCCAUCUCCUUUUUAGACGCAUUAUGAUUUCACGGGAAUUGUAUCCUGAUAAAGUCAGAACAUCUACUAGUAAUGGUAGACCCCGUAACUC
Messenger RNA from Stereum hirsutum FP-91666 SS1, 1079 nucleotides. RefSeq lists its product as uncharacterized. The record is from RefSeq and is a predicted model, not a curated record. The coding region runs from base 6 to 950 and encodes 314 amino acids. Lineage: Eukaryota; Fungi; Basidiomycota; Agaricomycetes; Russulales; Stereaceae. The transcript has 8 exons.